Dicentrarchus labrax (European seabass) is the source of this 3331-nucleotide messenger RNA. Its product is annotated as extracellular calcium-sensing receptor. Lineage: Eukaryota; Metazoa; Chordata; Actinopteri; Moronidae. Gene Ontology annotation, cellular component: membrane. Gene Ontology annotation, biological process: G protein-coupled receptor signaling pathway. Gene Ontology annotation, molecular function: G protein-coupled receptor activity. The record is from RefSeq and is a predicted model, not a curated record. Bases 219 to 2948 code for a protein of 909 amino acids. The transcript is spliced from 12 exons.
ACACUUGGCUCACGCAGAGUGGGGGUACAAUAUGUUUUAGUCAAGAACUGAAAAUUGUCUUGUGAUAGGAGCUUUUUAACUGAGUGCAACAUGUUUCUGCUAAUAACAUCUUUUAUUUUUGCAGGUAACUGACAUCAAGCUAUGAUGUUUCAUUUGGACAUGUUGACUUUAAUGGGAUUUGUCUUUGGUAACAGGGACUGUUGAACACGAGAACAUCCAUGUCUUGGUUCCUCUGGCUCCUAACUCAGUGGCCCUCCUCAGCCCUCUUACUCUUGCUUCUCAGUGUAGUGGGGCUGGAAGUGGUUCAGGCGAUACUGUGCUCCAGGUGGGGUGCACCAAGGAACAAGAGCCUCUCCCAGGAUGGAGACGUGAUUAUUGGCGGACUGUUUAAUCUGUUUUAUAUACCAUCAGCUGUAGAGCAGGGCUUCACAGAGCUGCCACAUUAUGAACCUUGCACCGGUUUAGAUUUAGAGCCGUUGAAAUAUACAUAUGCUAUGGUGUUUGCGGUGGAGGAAAUCAAUCGUAACAGCACCCUGCUACCAGGAGUGAAGCUGGGCUACCACAUACUUGAUAGCUGUUCCCGAUACCCCUGGGCUCUGCAAGGUGCAAUGUCAAUGGUCGGAGGAGACACACACAGCUGUAACGUAGCAGCCUCUAUACCUCAUCCUGCAGCUUAUGAACAACCUGAAGAGACAGCAGCAGGCAGUCAACCUGUUCCAUUGCUCAUUGCUGCUGCUUCAUCUACAACAGGCAUAAUGCUCUCCAGGAUCCUGGGGCCUCUCUCUGUGCCAGUUAUCAGCUACUUGGCUAGUUGCCCCUGUCUUAGUGACAGGGCAAAGUUUCCUAACUUCUUCAGAACAAUCCCCAGUGAUAUUUACCAAGCACGGGCCAUGGCACAACUGGCCAUACGCUUCCACUGGACUUGGAUGGGAGCAGUGGUAGAAAACAAUGAUUAUGGUCAAUUGGCAAUACAGGUAUUUCAGGAGGAGAUUCAGGGAAAAGAGGUGUGUCUAGAAUUUGUAGAGACUCUCCAAAGGGAAAAUAUUGUGAGUGAUGCCAGGCGAGCAGCACUCACAAUUCAAGCUUCGACUACGAGGGUGAUUCUGAUCUUCUGCUGGUACACUGAUGUAAAGAAAGUAUUUCUGGAACUGACCAAGAUCAAUGUGACAGACAGACAGUUUCUGGCCAGUGAGGCUUGGAGUACCAGUGAUGAUCUUCUCCAAGAUCUUACCAUCUCUGAAGUGGCAAAUGGUGUUCUUGGUGUGGCCAUUCGAAGUUCAACAAUACCUGGAUUUGAAAAUUAUCUCAGGCGUUUGCACCCAAUUAAUCAUCCUGAUGAUGAAUUCUUACGGGACCUCUGGAAAAACGAGUUUGGAUGCAGUCCUGAAGCUACACAAUCAAAUGCAACACCUCUCUCUUUAUAUUUCUCUUCACCACAAAAAAAUCAGUCAAAUACUUCUGCUCCUGCCAGCCGGGUAGAGAAGCUCUCCCUCCAGAAAGUUACUCUACCACCCUGCAGUGGAACAGAGUCCCUGGAGGGAGUGCAGCAUCCUUUCACUGACACCUCUCAGCUAAGGGUGGCAUAUAAUAUCUAUCUGGCUGUUUAUGCUGCAGCCCACGCCCUUCACAGCCUUCUGUCCUGCCCCGACAAAGACAGCCCUCCUGGAAACAACAGUUCCACAUGCUCCUCUCCAAAACACAUCCAACCCAUAGAGCUGUUGCAUCACUUGAACAAAGUGAACGUCACCACACCACAAGGGGAAAUGUUUUAUUUCCAAGGGGCCGACAUUCCAGCAAAAUAUGACCUUGUCAACUGGCAAAAGACCCCUGAGGGGUCACUCAAACUUGUUUUGAUUGGUCGUGUAGAUGGGUUCAACAUCCAUCUUAAUGAGUCAGCUAUUCGGUGGAGCACAGGAUCCAAUCAGGUGCCUGUUUCAGUGUGCAGUGAGAGCUGCCCCCCAGGUACCCGAAAGGCCAACAGGAAAGGAGAACCUCUCUGCUGCUUUGACUGUCUCCCAUGUGCUGAUGGGGAGAUUAGCAAUAAAACUGGUUCCCUUCACUGUGAGCGUUGUCCUUCUGAGUUCUGGUCUAAUGUUGAACAAACAGCCUGCGUAGCACGUCAGCUGGACUUCCUGUCCUUCAAUGAAACUUUGGGCAUUACUCUGACUACAGCAGCUGUGUCUGGUGCCGCUGUGACAACAGCUGUGUUUGUGGUGUUUCUUUACUACCGGAAAACACCUAUGGUGAGAGCCAACAAUUCAGAGCUGAGCUUUCUGCUUCUCCUGUCGCUGAAACUCUGCUUCCUGUGCUCACUGGUCUUCAUUGGUCGUCCAUCAGUCUGGUCUUGUCAGUUCCAGCAGGCAGCUUUUGGGAUCAGCUUUGUACUUUGUGUUUCCUGCCUUCUGGUGAAAACCCUCGUGGUUCUUGCUGUUUUCCGCUCAGCUCGACCUGGUGCAGAAACCUUGUUGAAGUGGUUUGGUCCAGGACAACAGAGAGGAAGUGUCUGCCUCUUUACCUGUAUACAGGUUAUCAUCUGUGCCAUAUGGUUGUCCCUCAGUCCCCCAGUGCCUCAACCUGAUCUGGGUUUCCAAGGGUCAAAGGUCACACUGGAGUGUGCCAUGGCCUCAGUGGUGGGCUUCUCUCUGGUUCUGGGCUACAUUGGUCUGCUGGCCUGCUCCUGCCUUCUUUUGGCUUUUCUUGCUCGGAAACUCCCUGACAACUUCAAUGAGGCCAAACUGAUCACCUUCAGCAUGCUGAUAUUCUGUGCUGUCUGGGUUGCCUUUGUCCCUGCUUACGUUAGCUCUCCUGGGAAGUAUGUUGUCGCUGUGGAAAUUUUUGCAAUUCUGGCCUCCAGCUAUGGGUUACUGCUCUGCAUUUUUGCCCCCAAAUGUUUCAUCAUUCUCUUGAGGCCUGACAAAAACACUAAGAAACACUUGAUGGCCAGAUAGUUAUUCUGUAGUUUUCUUGAAUGUGAGCACAUGACUCAUAUUUUUCUGGUGAUAUAAUGCAUGCAUUUGUGUGUAUAUGUUUUUUCAAAUCAUUAAAUCUAAAUAAUGUUCAUUCUUAAUGAGCUCUAUAAGGUAAAAAAAUAAAUGUCUUUCAUCCAAACAUAGUUAAAGCUGAACUGAAACUGAAAAUUUCUUCUUUUCUUAGACGUCUUUAGACAUUAAAGAAACACAUUUAAAUUAGAUAUGUUUGAUAUCUAUGUACCUUUCUUGCACACAUGUUUAAUUGUGACAAAUUAUGUAGCGGGUGUACCAUUGUAUGUUAUUUUCAUUAUACUUUAUACAUGCAUUACUUCAAAGUGAAUAAUAAAAACAUUUCACUUUCA